Messenger RNA from Calidris pugnax (ruff), 1902 nucleotides. RefSeq names its product glycophorin C (Gerbich blood group) (gene GYPC). Bases 147 to 428 code for a protein of 93 amino acids. The transcript is spliced from 3 exons. NCBI's taxonomy places the organism in Eukaryota, Metazoa, Chordata, Aves, Charadriiformes, Scolopacidae. Gene Ontology annotation, cellular component: cortical cytoskeleton; membrane. The record is from RefSeq and is a predicted model, not a curated record.
AAGGGUCAGGAGCCAGGCAAGGAGAGCCCGAACAAGAGGAGCAUUUUCCUGGGCUCUUCCAGCUGUUCUGCUCAAUCCUGCUGUCGGUUCUGAGCAGGGAAGAGAGACUGUCAACACAAAUAAGGCAUUUUUCAAAGGCGUAAAUUAUGAGUUACCAAAACAAUGCGACAUCUCCACCACAUGGAGACAUCGAGAGCCCCACAGCUGGAGCAGAUGUGGCUGUUAUUGGAGGUGUGAUUGCUGCAGUGGUAUUUGUCCUCAUUUGCCUGCUGGUGGUGAUGGUCCGGUACAUGUAUAGGCAUAAGGGCACCUACCACACCAACGAGGCAAAAGGAACUGAGUUUGCCGAAAGUGCAGAUGCCGCUUUGAAAAAUGACCCCGCUCUCCAGGAAGCAGUGGAUGAGAGCAAAAAGGAAUAUUUCAUCUGAAAGGCAAAGAUUUCCAUGGAGGCUUCCCCAAGGGAAUCAAUCAGAAAUGCUACAUCAAGAGAAGUGCUAAGAGAUGGAUAAUAUGAGGACACAGGCAAGCAUCCUGAAUGAAAAGUAUUUCUUUACUUUUGUUGUCACUGGGUUGUUUCUUUUCCUCUACCGGUGAAGAACUAAAUGGCAGAUACUUGCCUGUUGAUUUUAUUAGCAACACAGCUGGUCACAGUUGAAAUCAAUAUCAGAUAAGAAGAAACAAAAUCUCUGUAUGAGUGAUACACCAAAACCAGAUAAAGAUAGCAAAUGUCAAGCCUUGACAUUUGGUGAAAAUAGCAGAUACCAAUGAAAAACAUCCUCUUAGAGUUAAUGAUGCAUCCUAUGCUGGUAUGAUACAGAUCUACCUGAAAUUGAAUUUCAAAUGGUCACAGAACAAAUAUUAAACUAGAGAAAGCUGAUGUAGCUGUAACAAAAAUAGCUUUGUAGCGCAGAUAUCUACCCCUUCCCCAUAAAUGUGCUGUUUUAUUGGCACAGGGGAGUUUGUUUUGUUUGUUUGGGGAUUUAGAUUGGGAUUUUUUUUUAAUUUUUUGAAUUUUAUAUAUAUAAAAGUCAAAGACACUUCAAAGAAAUAAAACCGUUGGAAAACAUGGAAAAUGUGAAAUGAUGAUUUAUUUCUAACUUGCUCUGCAUGGCAACUUGAGAACUGCAAAUUGUUGGACUUUACAGUGUAGUAUAUAAUAGCCAGUAGACUUACAAAUAUGAUUCCAAUUAGUUGGUAGGUUCCCUGCAUGCAUGCAUACAAAGUAGACAGAUAUUAAAACUAAAGCAUCUUGGUUUCAACAGGCCUUUUUAAACAGCGGAGCUCAGCUAGAUUUUUUCAAGUAAGAUUUUUUUGCCUGAGUAUUUAUUUAUUUAUUUUGCAUUGGAAAAUUUUCUUGAACACCCACCAGCAGAAUUUUGGAUUUUUGCAGGGAGAGGAAUUCAGUUCAGGUGCAGAUACUGAUAAAUACAUUACAAUAAAAUGCAACAAUAAGACUGCCAGUAUGAAGAAGCUUGCUCAUCCACAUCCCUCUGGCUUGUAUUGAUGACUUCCUCUCUAUAGCAUUUACGUUGUGCUAGGUAAGAGAUUACACAGACCAUUGAUGCUUUAUUAUAAAUAAAUAAAUAGAUUAGUCAUGGUGGGUCACAUGAAACCAUCUUCUUCCUCGCCUAAGAAUCGGUGGUGAAGAGUUUCUUUACCCCAGUAAGUUGGUUUCCUAAUUGAAACCCACAAUUAGCUCCGGAAAUAGGAUAAUUGUUCUCUGCACCUGCUUAUCCCCAGCUGUGAUGGUGCCCUGGACUACUGAGAGAAAAACACAAUAACAAAUAAGACACUGAUGAGAUCUGCUCAACUCAAUAUGUUUUUUCCUGUGUUUUCAUCUGUGCAUGUGUGUGUGUAUAUAUAUAUGUAUAUAUAUAAAGUCAUCUACAACUGUGCUUUCAA